Molecule: messenger RNA, 712 nt
Organism: Bursaphelenchus xylophilus (pine wood nematode)
Lineage: Eukaryota; Metazoa; Nematoda; Chromadorea; Rhabditida; Aphelenchoididae
Source: the annotation of a GenBank genome assembly
AUGGAAGAUCAGCUGGACACCUUCAAUCCAGAGCCUUACUCGUUCGUCAUAACCGAAAGGAGGAGGCCCAAGAAAAGAAAACGAGUAAGUUCUGGAAUCGAGUAGUCGAAAUAGUAAUUAAGAGUCAUGGCCUCUUCAGACAAGCGGUUCCUUGUCUUCCAUACCCUCUGGCCAUCGUAUGUUGCGUCUUAAAUGUGAUCCUCCCCGGCUUCGGUGAGGUCUUUCUUAGUCGGAUUAGACGAGAAAAUUUAGAAUAUCAGUGCUAAUUUUACUUUUUAAAAGCAUAUUUUUACCCAUAUCCCUCAAAAACAUCAUCUUUUUGCAUGUUUGUUCACCUGGACUCUAACCUUAUUUUUUGAUGACAUUUUAGGGACGAUAAUAUCUGGAUGUAUGGUCUGUUGUUGUGGCUCCUUUGAGUGUCCCAACCCGCGCUGCAUCGUAUUUUGUUCCAACUUUUACUGCGGUCUCCUGCAACUACUUCUUUCACCUUUAAUAAUUGGAUAUAUCUGGUAAGAAUAGUAUCUCAAAUUAUAGAUCCAAGUAUAAUAUCGAAUAUCCCAAGCAAGAUCCCUUCAUUAGAAAGUCUUAUUAUUCUUUAUUCAGGUCAAUCAUAUGGGGGAUAUUAUUCCUGCAGCUCUCCAAAAAAUGGUGGAUUUCGAGACUGGAGGAGCGUGGAGACCUCGUCGAGAGCUGCCCUUGCUCCUCCUGGUAA